Messenger RNA from Trichomycterus rosablanca, 1073 nucleotides. Its product is annotated as BOLA class I histocompatibility antigen, alpha chain BL3-6-like. The record is from RefSeq and is a predicted model, not a curated record. Bases 1 to 1056 code for a protein of 351 amino acids. NCBI's taxonomy places the organism in Eukaryota, Metazoa, Chordata, Actinopteri, Siluriformes, Trichomycteridae. The transcript is spliced from 6 exons. Gene Ontology annotation, cellular component: external side of plasma membrane. Gene Ontology annotation, biological process: immune response.
AUGGUUAAGCGAGAAACCCACUCUCUGAUGUACAACUACACAGCAGUCAAAGGACCAAAUACCUUUAAGUGCACUGCUGAUGGUCUGGUAGAUGGAGAGCCAUUUGUGCACUAUGACAGUGACAACAAGACACUAAUCCCAAAAACAUGGUGGAUAAAGAACAUUGUCAGAGAUUAUCCAAGCUACUGGGACAGAGAGACACAAAAGAUGGAUGGUGACAGUGCUGAUCUUAAAAGUUACACUGAAGUAUUGAGAUACUUUGAGCACCGAGUCACCACUGUGACUGAUUUAAACACUCUGUGUGUGUGUGUUUCUGCAGGGUCUCAUACAAUGCAGAGGACGUUUGGCUGUAAGCUUUAUGAUAAUGGCACUACGAGUGGAUUUGAGUGGUACCAUUACAAUGGAGAAGAUUUCCUCAGGCUGAAUCCCACAACUAAAACCUGGAUUGCAGCAAACGCUAAAGCUAAUAUCACCAAACACAAGUGGGAGCUAGAAGGGUACAAUUAUGAGAGGAUAGAAUACCUGGAGAAUCAGUGUAUUGAGUCCCUAAAGCAAUAUAUAAAGAUCAGAAGAGAGUCUCUGGAGAGGAAAGUUCGUCCUAAAGUGUUCUGUUUUCGUGAAAACUCCUCAUCUACAGAGAUGAUGUGCAAUGCUACAGGUUUUCUUCCCAAAGAAAUAAAUAUUACCUGGCAGAAGGACGGCGAGGACGUGCACAAGGAUGUGAACAUCAGCAAGCCAGUUACCAGCUCGGAAGGAUAUUUCCAGAGGACAAGCAUUCUGAGAGUCUCACCUGAGGAGAUACAGAAACACAAUUACACCUGCGUGGUUCAGCACAGCAGCCUGGAGAAAGACUUGGUGCUGCCACUGUCAGAUAAAGAAUCAACUGGUAAAGGUGUUGCAGAUGUAGCCGUUCCUAUUGCUGUUGUUACUGCUGUUGUUAUUGCUGUUGUUAUUUUCUGUAUUCCAAAGAGUUGUAAAAGGAGAUAUUUAAGGACACCUGUAGCGAGUGGAGUAGAGACUAAUAAUAGAAAUGAUGAAAAUGAAACUGUAGUGUGAUUAGGCUAUUUUUCAGA